Messenger RNA from Tetranychus urticae (two-spotted spider mite), 1468 nucleotides. NCBI's taxonomy places the organism in Eukaryota, Metazoa, Arthropoda, Arachnida, Trombidiformes, Tetranychidae. The record is from RefSeq and is a predicted model, not a curated record.
AUGCGCUUCAAAAUUUGACGCGGUUAAGGCAGUUGGAUCUUAGAGGAAAUAACAUCACAAUUGUUGAGGAAAACUCUUUUAAAGACUUUGGUGGGAAUCUCAAAUUUUUGUACCUCAAAAACAACAGGAGCUGAAAUGGGUGAAUUGAAGGAAGCAAUUGGUAAUAUCGCUCAAACUGGACAUGCAGUCAAUUACCUUAAGUUUCGUAAAAAUUCAUUAACCAUUUUCCCAGCCUUUUUGUUAGACGGUCUUGAUGUUACCCAUUUAAUUGCUCACCAUUGUAAUAUAAGCUCAAUCGAAGAGACAGCCUUUAUUGGUUUAUCAGAUAAAGUUCCAACAAAAUCGUUAGAAAAGUUAACUUUUCUUGUAUCAUUACAUUUAAAUUACAACAACAUUCAAGUGCUUCAUUAUGGUGCAUUCCGUGGACUUAUAUCACUUCUCCGUCUUUCACUUUACGGUAACAAGAUAAAAACUAUUGAUCCAAACGUUUUCCAUGGGAUUGGAGGUAAUUUAACUCGAAUCAACCUUGGUGCCAAUCAAUUAACAUCAAUAGAUUCAUCGAGUUUCUUCAAUUUAACAACCCUUAAGAGACUUCAGCUCCAUGAAAACAGAAUAACUUCAAUAGAUGUUAAUACAUUUAAAGGUUUCUCUGCCUCUGAUAGUUUAGAUGCACUCAAUUUAGCUUCCAAUAAUAUCAAGGAAAUACCUGAAAAAUCUUUCCAAUCUUUAAGCUCACUUAAUUCACUUGCUCUUGAAAAGAAUCGCAUCUCAGCAAUCCAUCCAUUUGCAUUUCAAGGAAUUGAAGAUUCAUUGGAAUGGUUAACAUUAGGUGAUAACAUUUUAAACUCAAUACCCAGUUAUGCGCUUCAAAAUUUGACGCGUUUAAGGCAGUUGGAUCUUAGAGGCAAUAACAUCACAAUUGUUGAAGAAAACUCUUUUAAAGACUUUGGUGGGAAUCUCAAAUUUUUGUACCUCAAAAACAACAGGAUAAAAAUAAUUGAAACUGGUGCUUUUGACAAGUUAAUAUCACUCGAGUGGCUUUAUUUGGAUUCUAAUCAAUUGAUUAAACUUUCUCAUGAAACUUUUUAUCCAAUCAUUGAUUCACUCAAAGUCCUUGAUUUACAUGAUAAUCCGUUUGUCUGUCAUUGUGGUCUUGUAUGGUUCAGUGAAUGGGUUCGUGAUGAAGGUAAAUCAAUCGUCAAUAUGCCAGAUAAAACCGAAUGUCAACUAACCCCUGAUUCACCUAAAAAAAUGCCGAUUCGAGAAAUGAAAAGCAGUUUAUUGGAUUGUGUUAAUUUAGCAAUUCAACAAAAACCUGAAACAACAAUUUAUUUUAUUUUGUUUAACAUUGCUCACUUCUUGGUUGGAUACUUACAAUUGUAAAUUAUUCACUUGAAAUGUAAAUACAGUGUAUAUUUAAUGAGAAACAAGAAUGAAACAAUAAAAUUGCUUAUUCUAUUUUCAUUAA